Molecule: messenger RNA, 735 nt
Organism: Dryobates pubescens (Downy woodpecker)
Lineage: Eukaryota; Metazoa; Chordata; Aves; Piciformes; Picidae
Gene: NKX3-1
Product: NK3 homeobox 1
Exons: 2
Coding region: 1-735 (244 amino acids)
Biological process (GO): cell differentiation; regulation of transcription by RNA polymerase II
Cellular component (GO): nucleus
Molecular function (GO): RNA polymerase II cis-regulatory region sequence-specific DNA binding; DNA-binding transcription factor activity, RNA polymerase II-specific
Source: RefSeq, a predicted model, not a curated record
AUGAGCGCCGGGGUGCUCCCCGUGAGGCGGCAGACAGCACCCAGCAGCACCCCAGAGGGGAUGAGCCAGACCCCAGUGGCAGCCCAGAAGACCCUGCCUGUCUCCUCCAGGCCCCGGACAUCCUUCCUUAUCCAAGAUAUCCUCUGGGAUGGAGUGCGGCCAGAGCGCGGCAAGAGCGGAGGCUUUGGCAGCCCGACGGACACGGAGGAGACCGCGGUGGGGGGCAGCGAGGACCCAGGAGCUGCCCCAGGGCAUCCCCCCGGGAGAACUCAUCCUCCAGGAGCACCCCAAGCUCGAGAGACACCCCACAAGGAGGAUGCAGAUGCCACACCGGAGUCCCAGCCGCCCGACUGCGCCGCUCCGCCGCCGCCGUCCCCUCCCGGCCCCCAGCGUCCCCCCAAGCAGCCCAAGCGCUCCCGAGCCGCCUUCUCCCACAGCCAGGUGAUCGAACUGGAGAGGAAAUUCAGCCGCCAGAAAUACCUCUCGGCCCCCGAGCGAGCCCACCUGGCCAAGAACCUGCAGCUCACCGAGACCCAGGUGAAAAUCUGGUUCCAAAACAGGAGGUACAAGACCAAAAGGAAACAGGUGGCCUCCGACAUCAGCAGACUGGACCCGGGGCUGGCCGGGCAGAAGGCAGCGGAGCUGCCAGGAGCAUCCCUGCUGGCGCUGCGGGGGGGUUGGCAGUACCUGCCCUGCCUCUACUACUUGAACGGCUGGAGCGCCUCGUGGUGGUGA